Molecule: messenger RNA, 2814 nt
Organism: Neomonachus schauinslandi (Hawaiian monk seal)
Lineage: Eukaryota; Metazoa; Chordata; Mammalia; Carnivora; Phocidae
Gene: KIF23
Product: kinesin family member 23
Exons: 19
Biological process (GO): microtubule-based movement
Cellular component (GO): microtubule; kinesin complex; nucleus
Molecular function (GO): ATP hydrolysis activity; microtubule motor activity; ATP binding
Source: RefSeq, a predicted model, not a curated record
AUGGAGACUACAAGGAGACUCAGUAUUCAUUUAAACAAGUAUUUGGCAUUCAUACCACCCAGAAGGAACUCUUUGAUGUUGUGGCUAAUCCCUUGGUAGAUGACCUCAUUCAUGGCAAAAAUGGUUUUUAAAUCUAAUGACAGGAAUAGCAUGGAUAUACAGUGUGAAGUUGACGCCUUGUUAGAACGGCAGAAAAGAGAAGCCAUGCCCAAUCCAAAGACUCCCUCUAGCAAACGACAAGUAGACCCAGAGUUUGCAGAUAUGAUAAAUGUACAAGAAUUCUGCAAAGCAGAAGAGGUUGAUGAAGACAGUGUCUAUGGUGUAUUUGUCUCUUAUAUUGAAAUAUAUAAUAAUUACAUAUAUGAUCUAUUGGAAGAGGUGCCGUUUGAUCCCAUAAAGCCUAAACCGCCACAAUCUAAAUUGCUUCGUGAAGAUAAGAACCAUAACAUGUAUGUUGCAGGAUGUACAGAAGUAGAAGUGAAAUCUACUGAGGAGGCUUUUGAAGUUUUCUGGAGAGGCCAGAAAAAGAGACGUAUUGCUAACACACAUUUGAAUCGUGAGUCCAGCCGUUCCCAUAGCGUGUUCAACAUUAAAUUAGUUCAGGCUCCCUUGGAUGCGGAUGGAGACAAUGUCUUACAGGAAAAGGAACAAAUCACUAUAAGCCAGUUGUCCCUGGUAGAUCUUGCUGGAAGUGAAAGAACGAACCGGACGAAAGCAGAAGGGAACAGAUUACGUGAAGCUGGUAACAUUAAUCAGUCAUUAAUGACGCUAAGAACAUGUAUGGAAGUCCUGAGAGAGAACCAAAUGUACGGAACUAACAAAAUGGUUCCAUACCGAGAUUCAAAGUUAACCCAUCUGUUCAAGAACUACUUCGAUGGGGAAGGUAAAGUACGCAUGAUCGUGUGUGUGAAUCCAAAGGCUGAAGACUAUGAAGAGAGCUUGCAAGUCAUGAGAUUUGCAGAAGUGACCCAAGAAGUUGAAGUGGCAAGACCAGUGGACAAGGCAAUAUGUGGUUUGACGCCUGGAAGGAGAUACAGAAACCAGGCUCGGGGAGGUCCAGUUGGAGAUGAACCAUUGGUUACAGAAGUGGUUUUACAGAGUUUUCCACCUCUGCCAUCCUGUGAACUUUUGGAUAUCAAUGACGAGCAGACUCUUCCCAGGCUGAUCGAGGCAUUAGAGAAACGACAUCACCUACGGCAGAUGAUGAUCGAUGAGUUUCACAAACAAUCUAUUACGUUUAAAGCGUUGUUGCAAGAGUUCGACAGUGCUGUUUUAAAUAAAGAAAACUACAUUCAAGGAAAACUAAAUGAAAAAGAAAAGGUGAUCUCAGGACAGAAAUUGGAAAUAGAACGACUGGAGAAGAAAAACAAAACUUUAGAGUAUAAGAUUGAGAUUUUAGAGAAGACAACUACGAUCUAUGAAGAAGAUAAGCGCACUCUGCAACAGGAACUUGAGACUCAGAACCAGAAACUCCAGCGGCAAUUUUCUGACAAACGCAGACUGGAAGCCAGGCUGCAAGGCAUGGUGACGGAAACGACCAUGAAGUGGGAGAAAGAAUGCGAGCGCCGGGUGGCAGCCAAGCAGCUGGAGAUGCAAAAUAAACUCUGGGUCAAAGAUGAGAAAUUGAAACAACUGAAGGCUAUUGUUACGGAACCCAAAGCCGAAAAGCCAGAGAGACCCUCUCGGGAGCGGGACCGGGAAAAAGGCACUCAAAGAGCUGUCUCCCCGUCACCAGUACCUCUUUCUAGUAACUAUAUUGCUCAGAUUCCCACCGGCCAGCAGCUCCUGAGCCAGCCGCAGCUACGCAGGCGCUCUAACUCUUGCAGCAGCAUUUCUGUAGCUUCCUGUAUUUCGGAAUGGGAGCAGAAAAUGCCUCCGUACAGCACACCUGUCCGUGUCACCUCUAUUGCAAGGCGUAGGCAGCAGGAGCCAGGACAAAGUAAAACUUGUGUCGUGUCAGACAGAAGGCGAGGCAUGUACUGGACGGAAGGCAGGGAGGUGGUUCCCACACUGAGAAAUGAGGUAGAGCUAGAAGAGGACCACUGCUGCAGGGGUGAUGUUUAUAAAACAAGAGGUGGUGGACAGUCUGUUCAGUUUACGGAUAUUGAGACUUUAAAACAAGAAUCGCCAACUGGUCGAAAACGAAGAUCUUCCACAGCAGCACCUGCCCCACCAGAUGGUACAGAGUCGGAAUGGACUGAUGUAGAAACAAGGUGUUCUGUGGCUGUGGAGAUGAGAGCAGGAUCUCAGCUGGGACCUGGAUAUCAGCAUCAUGCACAACCCAAGCGCAAGAAACCAUGACCUGACAAUCUUAUUUGUGUUGGUGAUUUCUCCAGAGCCAUGCCAGGAGUCUUCUGAGUCAUCUCGCAGCUUUGUUGACUAUCACAGACCUCAGAUACAUCAUACACUGGUGCAGAUCAGAGAUCCCCCUAUGGUUCCAAAGAUAUCUAGGAUUCAGCACACUUUUUAUAUUCCAUGCCUUGCCAUAUGAACUUUUUAAUAAUGCUAUUGUUUUGUAUAUUUCUUAUAUACUUAAUAACUAAUUCACACAAGUGUUUUGUCCUGGGUGAUUAAGGAAAAAUAUAUGUAGAUCACACUUUUUUUUUGUGACAUUUCCUGCUCUUGUCUGGAUACUUAAGGUUUUAUAAACAGAACAAAUGCUGCUAUAGAUUAGCUUGCAAGAAUGCACUUUAGACACAUUUGACAAUUCAAACUUUCAAAAUAAGGAUGUCAAUAACUGGCUAAUACUAAAGCCAUUUUAGGAAGUUGUUUUGAAUUUUGUAUGUAUAUAUCCACUUUCUGACCUUAUAGAUA